Loxodonta africana (African savanna elephant) is the source of this 1907-nucleotide messenger RNA. It is a transcript of the gene CFAP97D1, whose product is annotated as CFAP97 domain containing 1. The coding region runs from base 1413 to 1907 and encodes 164 amino acids. NCBI's taxonomy places the organism in Eukaryota, Metazoa, Chordata, Mammalia, Proboscidea, Elephantidae. The transcript has 5 exons. The record is from RefSeq and is a predicted model, not a curated record. Gene Ontology annotation, biological process: sperm axoneme assembly.
GCGCCGAGCGAGCGCUUAGGAAGACCCCUGGGCCUGUCCCGGGGGGCGGUAAUACCGCCACACUGGAGGUUAGGGGUCCUCUCCUGACCCUCAGCUAACACAUUUUCUUUACCUUUGUAAACUGGGAAGUGCAGUAACUUCCUUCACUGGGCAAAAUGCAGGACGCAAUAAAUGCUACUAUUGACGGAGGUGGACCCACGUGUCUCUCAAUUUUCAGGAUAACAGGAGCCCUCGGGCUCUGUUUCUGAGCUCUAACUCUGCUGCGGACCAGCAGCGUCGACAUAACCGAGGAGCUUGUCAGAAAUGUAGAAUCUCGGCCCCAGUCCAGACCUUUGGAAUCAGAAUGUGCAAUUGGCAAGAUCCCUGUGAAAGUUAAAAGUUUGGGAAGUCCUGCUCUGGGGCACACCAGCUUCCAUCACUCAUUGAGAGUCCACCUCGUGCUUAAAAGCUUGGAAUCUAUGCAAUCAGGCUUGGAAUUCUGACCCCAGGGAAUGAACCUUUCCGAGCCUCAGUUUACUGAAAAAUGGGCAUCAUAAUAGUACCACCUAACUCCUAGGGUUGUUGGAAAGAUUAAAUGUGGCAUUCAAGGAAAGCGCCCGGCACGACACAGUGAGCAGUCAGUGUUUGUUUUUCCUUUCUUCAUCAGCAAAUGUAUUGAACACCUACUAUGUGCUACACCUGUGCUAGUGUGGAGGUGAAUCAGGCUCUUUUGCAACCCUUUCUGGAGCAGCUUCCAGCCCACUCUGAGCCACACAGUGUCCUCAACUCUGCGUUUAGUGAACUCCCACUAUGUGCAAAAAACAGUCUCUGUCCUUGAAGAAAGUCACCUACUCCCACUGCCAGGAAAAUGCAGACCACCUCCCUAAAAGAGCAAACAUGGUUCCUGGAAUUCAGCAAACCCACAUCAGGAGUCCACUAACUUGCUUUGUGUUCUUGAGCAGCUUCAUUGCUGUUCUGGAUUUUAGUCACCUCAUCUGCAAAAUGAAGGGAUUAGAUCAGGUUAUCUUGAAGGUCAUCCUUCACUCUUGAAAAUCUGUGGUCUCACACUUUCAGGGAAACCAUUGCAGGAGAGACCACUCAAUUUAUAGUCCCAGAUACAGAGCCAGGGUUGGAAUUUCUUUACCCUGUGCCUUCUCUUCCCUUCCAGAACACCACACCUUUUCCUUCCGGUGUUGGUGGCACCUGCAGACCAGGCAGGUGGGAAAGCUUCCUAGUCCCUUGUCCCUCAUCUUGACUUGGGCCUAGGAUGGCAUUCAAGACAGAAGCCCAGGGAUGGCCAGGCAGGCUCUGCUGUGCCUACUCCUUUCCUGAUGUCAUAACUGGGUAACUAUGACAACCUUUUUAUGGGACACCUAAGCACUUCACAGAGGAGCCUGGGUGUCUCAUUUCUGAAGUGAGAUUAGGAAGAGAAGAUGAACAAUUCCUUGGAUUACCUGGCCUACCCUGUAAUCGUCUCUAAUCACAGGCAAAGCACAACCUUCAGGAGGAAACUGGACUUUGGCCACUACAUAUUUCACAAGAAUAGAAUACAAAUAGUGAAGCCUACUGUGGACACCAAACCUCCAGUGGCACAUACACAUCACAUUUUAAAAUUGAGCAAACUACAGGGCGAGCAAAAGAGAAUCGACAAGAUUGAAUACGAAAACAAGCAACUGUGUCAGAAAAUCGCAAAUGCCCACCGCGGCCCCGCCAGGGUGGACUGCUGGAACGAAUACUUUUCCAAGAGCUUAAACCGAGAAACAAGGAACCGGGAGCUAGUGAGAAUCACUGUGGAAAACCAGGGCAUUCUGAAGAGGCUUGGCGAUCGUAAACCCCACUAUGACCGCAGGACAUCCGAGAUAGACUGGCAGAAUUCAAGGCGCUAUAUCAGAAAUACAACAAGGUACCUUCUCUCCCAAGAUGAAUAG